AUGAAGGUGUGGGUAGCAUUGCUGCUGGUGGCAGCCUUUGCCCCAGGCGUGCUUGCGCUGGAGUCCUUCUGCAGGCUCCAGGGCCAAGCUCCACCACCUAGUCUGUCCACUGAUGCUGACAUAAUCAUCGGUGGCGUGUUCUCCAUCCACAGGAGUACUGAGGAAAAGAUACAUCCAUAUACCUACAAGCCACAGGCUCCAUCUUGCAUCAGACUGAAUUACAGAGAAUUUCAGUUUGCCCAAACAAUGAUCUAUGCCAUUGAGGAAAUAAACAACAGAACAGACCUACUCCCCAGUGUCUCUCUGGGUUAUAAGAUAUAUGAUGCCUGUAGCUCCAUUCCAUUAGCAAUUCAAUCAGCCAUGGCUCUGAUGAACGGCUUUGAGGACACUCUGACAGACACAUCCUGCUCCAGACCUGCAACAGUAAAGGCAAUCAUAGGGGAGUCUGGAUCUUCUCCCACAAUUGCCCUCUCAACAGUUGUUGGAUCUUUUUCUAUUCCAUUAAUCAGUCACUUUGCCACAUGUGCGUGUCUGAGUGACAGAAAAAAAUACCCCACCUUCUUCAGGACCAUUCCCAGUGACUACUACCAGAGCAGAGCACUGGCCCAGUUGGUGAAACAUUUUGGAUGGACCUGGGUUGGCGCUGUCAGGAGUGACAGUGACUAUGGUAACAAUGGAAUGGCUAGCUUUGUGGAAGCUGCUAAGCAGGAGGGCAUCUGCAUUGAAUAUUCUGUGACUGUCUACAGAACAGAUCCAAGAGAGAAAAUUCGAAAGGCUGCGGAUGCAAUUACACAGGGCACCGCAAUGGUACUGGUGGCUUUUGUGGCACUGGGGGACAUCAUUCCACUGCUCCAGGAGCUCGCACUUGUGAACCUCACAAGACUCCAGUGGGUAGGCAGCGAGUCCUGGAUCACUGCCACAAGCCUGGCAGAGACUCCCGAGUACAAAUUCCUAAAGGGCUCUAUUGGAUUUGCAGUUGAAAGGAGGAACCUGGAAGGACUAGAGGAGUUUCUGAUAAAUGUGCGCCCAACACAGGCCCCAGGUAACAGGCUUAUGAAGGAAUUCUGGGAAACAGCUUUUGCCUGCUCUUUUGAGAAAAACAGUGCAGCUGCAGAUAAGACUCAAUGUACUGGCUCAGAGAGCUUGCGUGAACUGAAAAAUCCAUAUACUGACUUCAGUGAUCUUAGAAUUUCCAACAAGGUAUAUACAGCAGUUUAUGCUGUUGCACAUGUCUUACAAAACCUUGUGCAAGAUGAUACAAGUCACUCCUCAACCAACAGCAGCCCUGGACAGAAAGUCAGUCCACAGCAGGUCGUGAAUUACCUCAGAAAUGUAAACUUCGUAACAAAAACUUCGGAGAAGGUGUCCUUUGAUUCUAACGGAGAUCCAGUAGCAAGAUAUGAAUUGGUAAACUGGCAUCCUGCUAAUGGUGGAAUCCUGAAAUUUAAGACAAUCGGACUAUAUGAUGCUUCAUUAGCCAUACAGGGUCGUUUUGUACUGGAGCAAGGAAGUAUUGUUUGGGCUGGAGAACAGAAGCCCACGUCAGUGUGCAGUGAGAGCUGUCCCCCAGGCACUCGCAAGGCCGUGCAGAGAGGAAAGCCUGUCUGCUGUUAUGACUGUGUACCCUGUGCUGAUGGGGAGAUCAGCAACAAGACAGAUUCUAAUGACUGCAUUCAGUGUCCUGAGGAAUACUGGUCAAAUGCCAUAAGAAAUGCAUGUGUAUUAAAAGCUAUUGAAUUCCUGUCCUAUGGUGAAAUUAUGGGAAUAGUGCUUGUCAUUUUCUCACUCUUUGGAACAUGUCUGACUGUUUUAGUGGCCGUGGUGUUUCUCGCCCACAAAAACACUCCCAUCGUGAGGGCCAACAACUCAGAGCUGAGCUUCCUGCUGCUCUUCUCGCUCACCCUCUGUUUCCUUUGCUCUCUCACUUUCAUCGGCCGGCCCUCUCAGUGGUCCUGCAUGCUGCGUCACACAGCGUUCGGGGUCACCUUUGUCCUCUGCAUCUCUUGUGUUCUGGGCAAAACGAUAGUGGUGUUGAUGGCCUUCAGGGCUACACUUCCAGGCAGCAAUGUCAUGAAAUGGUUUGGACCUCCACAGCAGAGACUCACUGUUCUUGCAUUCACUCUCAUUCAGGUCCUCAUUUGUGUGCUCUGGUUAACAUUAUCCCCUCCUUUCCCCAACAAGAACAUGAAGUACUACAAAGACAAGGUCAUUCUCGAGUGUGACGUGGGCUCAGCCGUGGGCUUCUGGGCUGUGUUGGGCUACAUUGGUCUCCUCUCUCUCAUGUGCUUUGUACUGGCUUUCCUGGCCAGGAAGCUGCCCGACAACUUCAACGAAGCCAAAUUCAUCACAUUCAGCAUGCUCAUAUUCUGUGCGGUGUGGAUCACCUUUAUCCCGGCCUAUGUCAGCUCACCGGGCAAGCUGACUGUAGCUGUUGAAAUAUUUGCCAUUCUAGCUUCCAGUUAUGGAAUGUUGUUCUGCAUAUUUACACCAAAAUGUUACAUUAUUUUAUUAAAGCCAGAUCAGAACACAAAAAAACAUAUGAUGGGAAAGACAUCUUCACAUGGAUUUUAA
This is a messenger RNA of Scleropages formosus (Asian bonytongue), 2571 nucleotides long. RefSeq names its product extracellular calcium-sensing receptor-like. Gene Ontology annotation, biological process: G protein-coupled receptor signaling pathway. Gene Ontology annotation, molecular function: G protein-coupled receptor activity. Bases 1 to 2571 code for a protein of 856 amino acids. The record is from RefSeq and is a predicted model, not a curated record. NCBI's taxonomy places the organism in Eukaryota, Metazoa, Chordata, Actinopteri, Osteoglossiformes, Osteoglossidae. Gene Ontology annotation, cellular component: plasma membrane. The transcript is spliced from 6 exons.